Molecule: messenger RNA, 1925 nt
Organism: Salvia hispanica
Lineage: Eukaryota; Viridiplantae; Streptophyta; Magnoliopsida; Lamiales; Lamiaceae
Source: RefSeq, a predicted model, not a curated record
UGUUCCAGUGAUGGAGUAUGUCGUCUCAACUCAAACAAGCAGUCGCGCUUACAUAUUCUCUCAGUCGGAAACCCUAUUUGAAUCAUCGGAAUGUCACCGCGCAGCUCGAUUUGAAACCCGUCAAUUCAAAGAUCUCAAGUUUUAUGAGAAAUGGUCAUGUAGAAGAUGCCCAACAGCUGUUCGACCAAUUGCCUCACAGAAAUACCGUCACUUAUAAUGCUAUGAUCAGAGGCUACUUUCAAAAUGGUUUCCCCGAAAAGGCAGCGAGUUUGUACAACCAGAUGGUGGUCCGUGAUUUAUUCUCGUAUAAUACGAUGAUAUUUGGAUUGAUGAAAUGCGGGCAUGUUAAAGAGGCUGAAGGUGUAUUUGAGAGCAUGAAGAAUAGAGACAUUGUUACUUGGAAUUCGAUGAUUUUAGGUUAUGUUGAUAAUAAUUUGAUGAGUGAGGCGAUGACUGUGUUUAAUGCAAUGCCUUUGAAAGAUGUUGUUUCUUGGAAUUUGGUUCUGGGAGGAUUGGUGAAGGUUCAGGAGUUUGAAGAGGCAGAGGAACUGUUCAGGGGGAUGGUCGUGCGGGAUGUUGCAUCGUGGACUAUUAUAGUGAAGGCGUUUGUAGGCACUGGUAAGAUUGUCGAAGCUAGGAAAACAUUUGAUGAUAUGCCAAUGAAGGAUAUUGGAGCAUGGAAUACGAUGAUUGGUGGCUAUGUGCAACAAAACUUUGUUGAAAUUGCAGAAGGAUUGUUUCAUAAAAUGCCUGGAAAGGACAGAAACUCAUGGAGUAUAAUGAUAGACGGAUUCUUGAGUAUCGGGAGGACCAGAGAUGCCUUGAGGCUUUUCCACGAGACACCUCAGAAACACGAGAAAUCAUGGAAUUCAAUCAUGCUGAGUUUUGUCAAGAAGAGUUUGGUGAGAGAAGCUCAUGCAAUCUUAGAGAAAGUUCCAUUCAGUGGCAUUGUGUCGUGGACGAAUAUCAUGAUUGGGUACUUCAAUAUGGGAGAGGUUGAAAACGCCAACAAAGUUUUUCAACUGAUGCCUUGUCUUGAUACAGCCGUGUGGAAUGCAGCCAUAUUUGGAUUUGGGGAAAAUGAUCAAUUUGAGAAUGGUAUAAGAUUGUUUAUCAGAAUGAAGGAAGAUGGUGUUUCCAUGGAUGAAGCCACAUUUACGAGUUUUCUCAUUAUCUGUUCAAACAUGCCAUCAAUAAAUCUUGGGCAACAAAUCCAUGCAGAAUCUAUUAAGCUUGGAAUUGAUUGCUUUACUGCUGCUGCUAAUGCAUUUAUAACUAUGUAUUUUAGAUGUGGUAAUAUGGACUCUGCAUUACUUGUGUUCAAUUCCAUGACCUGCCACGAUACCAUUUCUUGGAACUCUGUAAUAUGUGGAUUAGCUCAACAUGGACUUGCUGAAAAAGCUACUGAGGUGUUUGAGAAGAUGAGAUCAUCAAGAGCGGAGCCCAACCAAAUCACUUUUGUCGGGAGAUUCGGACUUAUUGAUGAAGCGAUGGAUGUGUUGAAUGAGAUGACUAUAUAUGGGCUGGAGGUUGGAGCAAGUGUUUGGGGGGCAUUGCUUGGAGCAUGCAGAUUGCACAAGAACAUGUCGUUGGCUGAGAUUGCUGGGGAGAGGAUUUUGGAUAUAGAGCCUUCUAACUCGGGCGUGUAUUUGAUUCUUGCUGAGAUGUAUCUAGCUAACGGGAUGAGAGAAAAAGCUUAUAACAUGUGGGUUCGUAUGAAAGACAGUGGUGUGAAGAAGCAACCUGGCUGUAGUUGGAUUGAGUUGAGCAUUGGUGGAAAUGUAUUUUUAGCUGAAGAUAGAGCACAUCCCGAGUUUGAGAGUAUAUCGUGUGCAUUGAACUUGAUUUACCAGGAGAUGGGCUUCAGAAAUGUCUAUCUCAUUGUUGCUUCAGACGAUAUUAGAGGUACAUAUUUUCAAUGUUGA